AUGAACAACGCUAGCAACCGCGGCAGCCAGUCGAAGCGCAACAUCUAUGUCAAAGCUAUUAUCUUGGGCGACAGCGGCGUGGGCAAAACAUCGCUGAUGCACCAGUUUGUGCAGGGCCGGUUCAACAGCCAGUACAAGGCGACCAUCGGCGCAGACUUCCUGAAGAAGGACAUCGACGUGGGCGACGGCCGCGUGGCUGUGGUUUCGUGCUGGGAUACGGCCGGGCAGGAACGGUUCCAGAGCCUGGGCGUUGCCUUCUACCGCGGCGCCGGACUGCUGCAUGCUAACCUGGACAACUGGCGGGACGAGUUCCUGCUGCAGGUGGGCCCGCGCGACCUGGAAAACUUCCCGUUUGUGGUGGUUGGCAACAAGGUCGACAUCGAGGGCAAGCGGGUGGUGUCGCAGAAGCGGGCCAUGGAGUGGUGUGUGGCCAAGGGCAACAUCCCGUACUUUGAGACCAGCGCCAAGAAGGCCAUCAACGUCGACGAUGCGUUUAGGACUGUCGUGCUGAACGCGCUGGAGCAGGAGAGCGAGGAUGUCUACAACGACUUCCCGGAUCCCAUCAGAAUCGACGCCGACACUGAGGAUGACCAGUCGUGCGCCUGCUGA
Molecule: messenger RNA, 609 nt
Organism: Linderina pennispora
Lineage: Eukaryota; Fungi; Kickxellomycota; Kickxellomycetes; Kickxellales; Kickxellaceae
Product: ras-domain-containing protein
Exons: 3
Coding region: 1-609 (202 amino acids)
Biological process (GO): phagosome-lysosome fusion
Cellular component (GO): late endosome; lysosome; phagocytic vesicle
Molecular function (GO): GTPase activity; GTP binding
Source: RefSeq, a predicted model, not a curated record